GCAUAUGCUCGCCAGAAUCCCUUCACCUCGCUCACCUCAUUCCUCUCUCAAGACCACGUUCAUGCCGACACCACCACCGCUGCUGAUGCCGCUGCUGCUGCUGGUCGCUCCAAGAGUGGCAUCACUGGCAGUGACAAGGAGGACGGCCCCACGGAGAUCACAGCAGAGCACAUAGCAGCAGUGGCCGCCCACUGGACCGGUAUCCCCCUGCAGCAGCUCUCCCUCUCGGACCAGCAGCACCUGGCAGGGCUGGAAGAGGCACUAGAGACGCGCGUGGUGGGGCAGGGGGCAGCUGUGCGGGUGAUAGCACGGGCGGUGCAGCGAGCGAGGGUGGGGUUGAAGGGGGAGGGAAGGCCGGUGGCGGCUCUGCUGUUCUCGGGACCUACCGGGGUGGGGAAAACGGAGUUGUGCAAGGCACUGGCAGCUCACUACUAUGGAUCGGAAGAUUCCAUGAUUCGUCUAGACAUGAGUGAGUACAUGGAGCGCCACGCUGUCAGCAAGCUGAUUGGAGCGCCGCCCGGCUACGUGGGGUACGGCGAGGGCGGCAAGCUCACGGAGGCCGUCCGCAGGCGGCCGUUUUGUCUUAUUCUCCUGGACGAGAUCGAGAAGGCACACCCGGACGUCUUUAAUCUCCUGCUGCAGAUUUUCGAAGACGGGCGGCUUACUGACUCGCAGGUGGGUGUUGUUUGUCUGUUAGAGGGACGGGCGGAUGCGGGGCGGUAUGGCGGCGAUGAAGGAGGUGGUGAUGGAGGAGUUAAGGCGCAUUUUCGACCGGAGCUCAUGAAUCGGAUUGAUGAGGUGGUGGUGUUCCCGAGCACUGGAGAGGGAACAGGGCAGUAUGCGGCAAUGAGGGAGGUGGUGAUGGAGGAGUUGAAGGUGCACUUCCGGCCUGAGCUGAUGAAUCGCAUUGACGUGGGUGGUGGUGUUCCGAGCAUUGGAGAGGGGAACAGGGAGGUGGUGAUGGAGGAGUUGAAGGCGCACUUCCGUCCAGAGCUGAUGAACCGGAUCGAUGAGGUGGUGGUGUUCUGA
Closterium sp. Naga37s-1 is the source of this 1029-nucleotide messenger RNA. NCBI's taxonomy places the organism in Eukaryota, Viridiplantae, Streptophyta, Zygnematophyceae, Desmidiales, Closteriaceae. The record is from the annotation of a GenBank genome assembly.